AAUGGGCCUACACGGGAAUACAUGGGGCGUCGCACUGGGCAGCAGCGUUCCCCACCUGUGGGAAAGAUCAGCAGUCGCCUAUUGAUAUCUUGGAAGGGGACAUCAGAUUCGACAAGGAGCUGCCACCAAUCAAGUACUCGAACUACAACACCACUCUAGUGUUACUAAGUGGGUCGACCCCGGUCACAGUUUCUGCAGGGGGACUGCCUGCCGGGGUCUUCAGGGCUUUCCAGAUCCACCUUCACUGGGGGAUCACCGAGAAUUUGGGAUCAGAGCAUCUCCUCAACGGAUUGGCGUAUCCUAUGGAGCUACAUAUUGUCCACUAUAACACCAAGUACGCUAGCCCAGGCGUCGCCCUCCAGAACCCGGACGGCUUGGCUGUUCUUGGAUUCUUCUACGAGGUGGCGAAGGAGGACAACCCCUCGUAUGCUUCCAUCGUUGGGAAACUACCAGCCAUUCUGUAUUCAGGACUGAAGACCAACAUCGGCUCCGUUCCACUGAACUCGUUGUUGCCCAGGUCAUUCAAACGGUUCUUCAGAUACCCCGGAAGUCUAACAACUCCACCAUGUCAUGAAUCGGUGACCUGGACGGUUUUCAAGGACACCAUUCCCAUCUCCCAGAUUCAGCUGGAGGCCUUUAGAAUCUUGCUGGACCCACACGCGAGACCCAUGUCCAACAACUUCAGACCGGUCCAGCCACUGAACCAUCGACACGUCAGCGCCAACUUUGACCCAGAUAUCCGCUGGAGCUACAGAGGUGCCACCGUCAGUACUGAACAAUGGCCGCUCUACUACUCUGCCUGCAAGGGUGACAACCAAUCACCGAUCGCCAUACCCACACGUGCAAGCCGCUUUGAUCCCAAACUUCAAAAACUGGACUUUCACAACUAUGACAGAGUCCCGAGCGGUCAGUAUAAGUUGACCAACAACGGACACACGGCCAGCCUGGACAUCAGUUCUGCAGACGCCAGCAUAUCUGGAGGUGGUCUACCUGGGACCUACCUGGCUGCUCGCCUAGACUUCCACUGGGGAUCACACGACAACACGGGAUCUGAACAUACUUUGGACAACAGAGCAUAUCCUAUGGAGCUGCAGAUCGUUCACUACAAGAAAUCACUGGCCAACCUGACCCGAGCUGUGUUUGAGCAGGAGGGACUAGCUGUUCUUGCAGUCUUCUUCGAGAUCUCUGCAAAAGACAACCCUGCCUUUGAUACGUUAGUGAAGAGUCUUCGUGUGGUCAGGGUGCCAG
This is a messenger RNA of Candidula unifasciata, 1248 nucleotides long. Lineage: Eukaryota; Metazoa; Mollusca; Gastropoda; Stylommatophora; Geomitridae. The record is from the annotation of a GenBank genome assembly.